Suillus fuscotomentosus is the source of this 721-nucleotide messenger RNA. RefSeq lists its product as uncharacterized. Bases 103 to 684 code for a protein of 193 amino acids. Lineage: Eukaryota; Fungi; Basidiomycota; Agaricomycetes; Boletales; Suillaceae. The transcript has 3 exons. The record is from RefSeq and is a predicted model, not a curated record.
UCUAGUGUUAGCCUCCUGCCAUCCCACCGCAUCAACCUCUCCCCUCUCCCGCCAUCUUCACGUUGCCCGCCGUGCCCACACACCCCUAUAAAGGCUACAAAAAUGCAUUCAUCUACCACUAUGUCAGCGUCCGAGUUACUGCUGUCCGCCAGCAACACCUCCGUCAAGAAGCGGGAAGGCAAGGACAAACCUGAGGGUGCACUAGAGACAGACGCCGACGUCAAGAGGCAGGAGGCCAAGAUCAAGAGGGAACGUUUGGUGACAAGUUUAGCUCUGGGAGUCUCGCUGCCAUCGGGACUCGAGCUGCAACCUCAGGACCGCUGGGAGGCUUUUCUUGUCCGGGCGGAAAGGCGGUUGAGGAUGCAACUCACAUUGUCGGCGAUCAUCCUAUUUGGCUCCAUCCUGUUCAUAGCAUCAGCGCAUUUCACGCAGCCGCACCCUUUGACGUCUACCGCCUCCUACAAGGCGUUUCUAGUAACGGCCUUUGUGUCAUCCGGCUCACUCGUUCACACCAUCUGUACCAUCCCCAGAUUACGGGUCAUUUUACAAACACCAUCACCACAUCUCAUGAUGUGUGACUUGCAUCCACCUUUACUGUAUGCAGUCCGCUCGCCUGUGGACAGUUUAUCUCGAUUUGUUAUAACUUACAAAUGGAGUGAACACGCGAGGCACUUUCCAGCCUGAACAUCCCAAACAUAUCCUCCUUGCUCACGUCCCGCAC